Molecule: messenger RNA, 2151 nt
Organism: Penicillium malachiteum
Lineage: Eukaryota; Fungi; Ascomycota; Eurotiomycetes; Eurotiales; Aspergillaceae
Product: T6SS phospholipase effector Tle1-like catalytic domain-containing protein
Exons: 2
Coding region: 1-2151 (716 amino acids)
Source: RefSeq, a predicted model, not a curated record
AUGGCUCACCACGCAGGCCCUGCACCGGCCCCAAAACAGUUUGUGCUCUGUUUUGAUGGUACGGGUAAUAAGUUCGCCGGUGAUGAAUCUGAUAGCAAUGUAUUAAAAAUCUUUCGCAUGUUGGAUCGCAGCAAAAGCCACCAAUACCACUACUAUCAACCUGGUAUCGGUACUUAUGUGACAACAAAAUCACUCACAAGCCAUGGGCGCAUUCAGCGCAUCCGAUCCUGGUACGAAAAAGCCAAAGAUUCGGCUGUUGGAUCCUCCUUCGAUGAGCAUGUGAUGGGUGGGUAUAAGUUUUUGAUGCGAUACUAUUCUCCCGGCGAUGAGAUCUUUUUCAUUGGAUUCAGUCGUGGUUCAUAUAUUGCGCGUUUCUUGGCUGAAAUGCUGGACUAUAUUGGUCUGCUCGAAGCCGGUAACGAAGAGCUGAUUCGCUUUGCCUGGAAGACCUUCGCCAAAUGGCAACAACGCCAGGGGGCUGUCACAGAGGAAGACGAAGAGGAAACAACAAAGCUGUUCGAAUAUAUGAAGGCGUUCCGUGAAACCUUCAGUCGUCCAAUCACUCGUAUCAAGUUUAUGGGUCUAUUCGAUACUGUGAACAGUGUGCCACGUUUUGAGAAUGCUUGGAUGCAGCGCAGCAAGUUUCCCUAUACUGCACGUAGUUCAGCUCGGGUGAUUCGCCAUGCCGUUGGUAUUGAUGAGCGCCGUGCCAAAUUCCGUCAAGAUCUGAUUUCUGGCAAGCGCCCACAUGAGAAGAAGAUGAAGCGUCAUCGUCACCACCUCCCUGCUAUGCCUCACAUUCCUGCUCCUCAUCUCCCUGCACCUCCCAUUUUUGAAGGCCACCUGGCACGUCAUCAAGAUGCUGAGCACCAUUUGCAUAUUCGCCACCAGGAUACCCAGCGCAAACAACAGGAAAAACUGCAACAGGAGAAACUGCAGAAAGAGAAGCAACAGCACGAGUCACAGGCCGACCAAGUUCCUGCUAUUCGCUUGAACGAUGACUCUGAUGGUCCACAGCUCGAGACACCGCCCGCUGGAGACAAACCUGAGUUCGAGGAUCCUGGCUGGGGUCCCAAGGAAGGCGAGUCAUACUACCACUCUCAUCUCCAUGGUCAGCGCCCCACGUCACCGGCAGGAACCAGCGACAAGGCUCAGGCUCCCGGGGCUCCCCGAUACCGCGCGCCUUCUCCUCGACGCAACCCUUCUCCUCGACGCAACCCUUCUCCUCGACGCAACCCUUCUCCUCGACGCAACAGUCUCGUUGUUCCCAAUGGAAAGCCAUCAUUCGAUGACUGCACAUCCAUUCGAAGUGGUCAAUCCGGCACGAUAUCGCUUCAAAUCCCCGGUCAAGAUGACGAGGAGUAUGAUAGUGACGAGGAGGAGCAAGACAUUCACGAAGUUUGGUUCCCAGGUUGCCACGCCGAUAUUGGUGGUGGAUGGAAGCUGGCAGAUAAAGAGAUGUGGGCUCUGAGCCACGCUCCGCUGGUAUGGAUGGUCCAGGAAGCCCAGAAGGCUGGUCUGGAGCUCGACGAGCGCAAGAUGAAGCAGUUCCAGUGUCUCGAGGAGUUUGACGGUGACUAUACCCCAAUCCAGGAGACCUUGGGCAAGCGCCGUGGCAGCCGAAUCAGUCAAUGCCCCGACGGACAGGAGGACCCCAAUAUUUACCGUAACAGUCCAGACGAGAAGCAGCAAUCUGCAGCCAGUCGAGAUUUCUGGCAUGCGCUACGAGCAUCUAGCACGAAGGGUCUGAAGCAUGACUGUCUGGAAUUCGACCAGGGUCUGCCAUCCCUCUCUGUAAUCUCUUGGCGAGUGAUGGAGUGGUUGCCAUUCCGACGUAUGGAUCUCAAGUCCGAUGGUACCUGGAAACCUAUCCGCUGGCCUCUGCCACGUGGUGAGGUUCGCGAUGUGCCUCUGGAUGCGGAGAUUCAUGUAUCAGCUAUCCGCCGCAUGCAAGCAGAUCCUACCUACCGACCUGGAAAUAUUAUUGUUGGUGGUGGUGGUCGUGGUGUACGCCUAGCACCCGAGGAACUUGGUAUGGGUGAAUGGGUUGUUCUCAAGAAUGAGGGAGAUGAUGUUCGUGAGACGUAUGUGCGGAAGGACCAGGCCACAAAGUGCAAAGAGGCUCUGUCACAUCCUCAUUGCCUCCACUGA